AUGUUGACAACACAAGAUCUUCAGAUCGCAGAAAGAGUCAUCAUUGAAUUUGAACAAAAGGAAGCAUUUCCUGAGGAGAUUGCAAGUCUACAAAUUAAAGGCAAGACAGUGAAACGUAGCAGUUCUAUCUAUAAAUUAGAUCCAUUCUUGGGAAGUGACAAUUUAGUGCGAGUUGGAGGAAGACUGGGUAACGCUAUGCUGUCAGAUGAAGCAAAACCUCCUUUGAUCUUACCAAAGGGAAGCCAUGUUUCAGAACUAGUCCUUUGUGAAAUUCAUGAAGAUGGAGGUCAUUUUGGAAGAGCGUAUAUACUUUCAAAGUUGAGAGAACGAUAUUGGAUUGUACAUGCCAAUUCAGCAGCUAGAAGAAUGAUACACAAGUGUGUAAUUUGCAAACGCCAUAGAGCAAAGGUGACAGAACAGAAGAUGGCAGACCUGCCUGCAGCUCGUCUGAAAACUGGUGAACCUCCAUUUACCAGAGUAGGUGUGGAUUACUUUGGCCCAAUACUCAUCAAGCAGAGGAGGAGCAUAGUAAAAAGAUACGGUGUGAUUUUCACAUGCUUGGCUAUAAGAGCUGUUCACAUUGAGAAAGCUGACUCGUUGGAUACAAGUUCUUAUAUAAAUGCCUUGAGAAGAUUUAUUGCUAGAAGAGGGCCAGUAAGAGAAAUGCUAUCCGAUAAUGGUACCAACUUUGUCGGUGCCAAUAGAGAGUUGAAGGAGGAAAUAGGAAAUUGGAACCAGAGCCAGAUCCAGGGCUUCUUGCUUAGAAAAGGGAUAGACUGGAAAUUCAACCCUCCAGCUGGAUCACAUUUUGGUGGUGUCUGGGAGCGACAAAUACGAACGAUUAGGCAGAUACUACAAGGCAUCACCAAGCAACAACAGUUAGAUGAUGAGAAUCUGCAAACUCUACUUUGUGAGGUUGAACACAUCAUUAAUAGCAGACCAAUCACAAAGCCAUCAGACGAUGCAAAGGACGAUGGGCCACUGACUCCAAAUAUACUGCUUAUGAUGAAAGGGAUAUCACUAUCUCCCUGUCUAUCAGAGACAACUGAUUUGUAUGCUAGAAAAAGAUGGCGUCAAGUGCAAUACAUGUCGGAUAUGUUUUGGAAGCGUUGGGUUAAGGAAUACUUGUCAUCCCUGCAAAAGCGCCAGAAAUGGUUGAAGUCAAAGCCAAACUUAACGGUUGGUGACAUAGUACUGAUCAGAGAAGAAACAACUCCUAGAUGUGCAUGGCCACUGGGCAGAAUCAUCAAGGUUAUGCCUGACAAGAAGGGAUUGGUUAGACGAGUUUUGUUGAAGACUGGUCACAACGAAUUAGAGAGACCAUAUGACAAACUCUGUGUCAUCCUGGAAGCAGAACAGACAAACCCGCUGUAA
Messenger RNA from Saccoglossus kowalevskii, 1374 nucleotides. RefSeq lists its product as uncharacterized. Gene Ontology annotation, biological process: DNA integration. Lineage: Eukaryota; Metazoa; Hemichordata; Enteropneusta; Harrimaniidae. The record is from RefSeq and is a predicted model, not a curated record. Gene Ontology annotation, molecular function: nucleic acid binding.